This is a messenger RNA of Anopheles funestus (African malaria mosquito), 7437 nucleotides long. It is a transcript of the gene Rhp, whose product is annotated as rhophilin-2. The record is from RefSeq and is a predicted model, not a curated record. The transcript has 10 exons. Gene Ontology annotation, biological process: negative regulation of stress fiber assembly; signal transduction. Lineage: Eukaryota; Metazoa; Arthropoda; Insecta; Diptera; Culicidae. Gene Ontology annotation, molecular function: protein binding. Bases 4728 to 7067 code for a protein of 779 amino acids.
GCAUACAACUGAUGUCAUAUACAUGAUGAUUCUAGGAUUCUUUUAUGUCACAAAAAUAUUGGAGUCUACUCCAGAUAAUCAAAGAAUCUCAAUUUCUGGUGAAGUAGAGACUUUACGUCGUUGACGUCAGGUCUCCAAAACGUAAACCCAAACGAGUUGUACUCGCAGCUGUAACUGUGCGUUGUAGCUUUAUUCGUCGAUAUCUACAUCUUCAACAUGACACAGCUUCCCCAAAAAAAACGAAAUAUUCAAAUGCCCUCGCAAACUUGGCGAGCGUAGUAUCGACCUACUAACCUCGUACACUACCGGAGCAAACCACGAUGCAAAUGCCAUCUCGUUUCCAGCGUCGCGAUCAUCUUGGCAUCUAAUAAUGGACAGCACACAACAACAAACGAUUCCCAACUCGAUGAACAGCCCAAAACCAGCCGAGAAGUGCAGGUUUGUGCGUUGCAAAGGCAACGGAAACGGCGUGGAAUCAAUUGGACGGGAAAUUGGGAACAAUGUUAUGGUGGUACGAUUGUGUUGCACGCUUCUUAUUCGUAUAAUGACCACUAUGCGUUGCGCUACUCACCGGAAAUGCGGAAAAGAUCGAAAUGACCUUCUUUUCUUCACUGCUGCUCGUCUGUUUUUGGUUGGGCAGUAGCCUGAGGAAAUCGUUUGGGAGGAAGAGGGCUUAAAUGCUUCUUACUAGCAAAUCCGCCCUCGGUCUCAGGCACAUUGAUCGAAAGGAGCGUAGCGUAAUGGAGAACGCAUCAAAGUACAAAAUAAAAAGGCACAUUCACUUCACUCACUCUUUCUUCUUGACUUUGACUUUGGAGAGUGUCGGAGUGGGUAAUUGAACAAGCGACUUUUCCAAACGUUCGACACGAUUCAGCUAUGCAAAAAAGGUAAAGGCGAUUGACUACCGUGAGGAGUAGUUUUAUUAUUAGUAAAGAUCGUUCUCCUUUCCGUUUUUCUUGCCCGUUCCGUUUGUGCUCAUCUUCCGUGGUGUCCAUAGCCCACUCCCUCACAGCAUUGUUGAUGCGGGAAGCUUUCUCCUGUACCCUGUCCACAUUUACAUUAUGAUUGCCCGUUCGCUGGUGGGUAAAGAAUGGAAAGGAACUAGCUCUUCAGAUACGCAUAUGGCUGGUUAUGUUACUCCACAGCUCAGUAGCGCCCUGCUACACGGUGGUGGAAUGCAAUCUAAAUAAUUCAAUCGUUAGCUUUCAUAAUGCAGGGUUCGCAUGUUCAAUAGAGGUGGAAAGAAAGGUACAGUGUACAGCACAAUGAAAGCUGGUCUUCUGUCUAUAUUAAAUGAUUGAAAUUAACUAUUUUGUUUUCAAGUUCGACCCGAUAGCAACCGAUCAGUCGAUGGGGGGGUUUUGUUUUUGGAUCGUUGGUAACCCUGCAACGUGUAGUGGUUAUGCGUUAUAAACUCUGGCCGCCGCGCAUAGUGAUCUACUUCACGGCCGAAGAUCGGUAACCCGGGACCCGUACGAUCGUAACUCCCUUUUUCUUUCACGGUACACUUUCUUUCGCUCUCCUUCUAUACCCUCGUUUCGGCUUUUUGUUUCACCGGUAAACCGGGACGGCAAACGGCCCGGGCCCCAUUUGCUGAGCGAGACUCUCUCGCGUGCCGAACGGGGGGAAUACGGUGCACAGGUCCGAUCCGAUUACCUUCUCCGAUGGGAACGUCCGCUUGGUUUGCCGUCCAGGCUCAACAUUUCAUCGCGCGACGUUAUGCAAGACGGUUCAGUUUUUCGGUGAGUUCCGUACCCGUGGUCUCACAUUCUCAUCCGUGGUUCGUUCGUGUUUUUUUUUGUUUGGUUAAUUGUACCGGUGCGUGUUAUAUGUGUGUGGUGUGUUGUUCGGUGACGCUCCGUGCUUUUACGCGUUUUUACUCUGGAGGCUCUGCUCCACUCGGUUCCGCUUCACAUUGACUUUGAAAAUUUCAAAGCCAAAUACGAUACGAUCUUACUGCACCUUCCCCCCUUAUGUGUUUACGCUUGAUGUACACGUGUGAUCCGUGUGGCAAUACGUGUGUAAUUUGUGUUUUUAGUGUAUGAAAGGGUUAUUAUUAGCAAAACAAACCAAGAAACUUUUUUUUUCUGGAAAGAGACGUUGAAAUCUGAACUGUAGACAGUAGUAGUCGAAACAAUCACUACCUCCGAAAUGUCCCAAUCAACCUCGCAGGAAUUCUGGAGAUUCUGGCUUUUGGAACUCUGGAGAUUCUAGCUUUUGAAACUCUGGAGAUUCUGGCUUUUGGAACUCUGGAGAUUCUGGCUUUAAGAACUCUGGAGAUUCUAGCUUUUGGAACUCUGGAGAUUCUGGCUUUUGGAACUCUGGAGAUUCUGAUUUUGUUCCAACAAAACAUCAACUAAAGUUUCCAUUAAACAUACGAGACUGUGACAGCCAGUUGUACAGCACAAUAUCUCUGUGAGCAAGUAUUAUAAACUGUUUGUGGCUGCCAACCACUCAACCGCAGCCCUAAACCGUUCAGCAUCGGAAUAGAGCGUCGAUCAGCCGACACCGGAAAUGGUCUUUUGUCUUCUUUCUUAAUCACGUUCGUUCUUCGCCUGUUGGCGACUGUUUGUUGUCCCGUGGUACCGUUUGACCAGUAACUGAUCAUGCUCACCGUGCCAUGGAGAGACAAUCAAGACAGCAAGCCAUCUAGAUGGCCAUUGGCAUCGUCUUGUUGUCCAUUCCCUCUCACCUGAAGAACUUGCAAUAAAAGUAUCUUUGUGUUUCUGUGUGUGUGUGUGUGUUUGUGUGUGUUUUUGUACACUAAUACCUUAAGAACGUGAGGUAGAGAACUUGUUGAAACGCACCACAAUUUAUUUCGUGAAUUGAAAUCAGUGUCAAUCAGUGUGGGGGAAAAGAUUCAAUUGUUUCGGCAUUCAUUUGAUGCCACGUAGUUUUUUGUUUGUUUGUUGGUGGUUUGGGAACAUUUUUGCACAAAAGCGCGAUAAAAAGUGAACAAACUGACCUCAAAAUAUUAGCCGCUGUCAACAAUCUGACACUAAAGUGUCGUUCCAUUCUUCACGAUCAACCAUGUGGCGUGCAAUCGCUUACGCUGGACAUAGUGUACAAUCAACCAAAGCGAAAGGUGUAUCCGAUUUGCAACAGUUUUGAUUGCGAUCUAAGCGUUCACGUUUGUGCUCUAGGAGCGAACAAUUGGAAACUAAGAACAUAGAAGUCUAGCAAAGUGGUGUGAUAAAUGUAAAACUUCAAUAGGAAAAGAGAGAAAUAGUAUUUUGGGUAUGAAAAAAGAGUUAAACAACAUAAAACGAAUCACAGCACCCGAAAAGAAACAUAGCUUUCCUAGAAGAUUGCACUAGAAAUAAUGAAAACUGUCGUCAAGUGUUUAUAACCGUCGAAAACAAACUGUAAAAAGGAGAAAAGCAACACUCAACGUAUAAAGCGAAAUAUUAAUAUCCCGUACUUCACCUGCCCGAUGUCCGAGCGAAGUGGUUGUUGUUUUCCGUAUUUAAAUUAAAAAGGGUUAAAACGCUUAAGAUCGCAAGAUGACCACCACUUACGCAUCUUGUUUCCCGUACAAUGAGUUUUCAUUUUUUCUUUAUCCCCUCCCGAGAGUUACAGCGCAACCUACCGUACUCCGGAAAUUGGGUUUUUUUUGGGUUUUGAAAAGAAAACCCAAAAGAGUUCCGUUUGAAUGGGUUUAGAUUGGGUAGAGAGAAAGGAAAUAGAAGGAAUUUACGUUCUUGAGCAUUCCAAAUGGUAUUCUUUGGAUAUAAAGGUUUAGUUACCGGUAAGUGGUCAGAUUCUAGGUUCUAAUACGAUGCAGGAUACGAUAUGAUGGGGAAUAUAGACAUUUUUUGCCAUAUUAGUUCUCCAGUGUGAUGUCUAUCUGUACUCUCUAUUUUUGGACAGUACCUUUAUGGAGGAACCGGUAAAGAGCUAACCUCAAAUUGCAUCUACCGUUUUUAGUUUUGCGACUAUGUUUAUUUUUAAUCAUUCUUGAGUCGCUUACCAUAACCAAACUCCAAACCGUGUGUGUACGUGAUGGGGUGUAUAAAAAAGGUUGCAAGAAGCUUACGAGUACGGGAAAGGAAAAACCAAAAUCCUCCGUUACGGGAACCGUUGAGCAACCGGCUGUGUUAAAAAUGCUUUUAAAAACCCUUAAACAUUCCGGACAUGCACGUCGAUCGUAGCUGUACCGAAGGCAUACAGUUCGGAGGGAGGGGGUGUUUGAGAUCGAGGAAUGGAGUAGAUGGUAGUAAAAACCUCCACCAGGGUGUGAAGGGCCCGAGAGGCUUUUGCAGACGGAACUAUCACACCUUAAGCGGAGCACUCGCAUCCAUACGGUGGAGCAUGUUGGGCAUGCUACUACAUAACACCGAACCAGCGGUGCCCACCGUUGAAAGUGUUUCCUGAAAUAAACUUUAAUAAAUUAACUACCUCGCUAGUUGUUUCCUGCCGGUAACGAAGAAGAACAAAAGAAUUGUGUUUAGUUUGCGAUAGUUGUGGCUGUUUUGCGUUGAUGGGGAAAGUAACAAAACCCGUAGUGGCAUCGCGAGUUAAGCAACUGUACAAAAACUUUACGUCCAGCGUAUGUACGAGAAUUUGUUCGUAUACUAAAAAUCACAUCCUAUUUUAGACGUAGGUUAAUCGUUAAGUAGUCGGCAAUAUUGGGUGAACUACUGUGUGCAAUUAGUUCAAGGAAUCAACGUUGGCUCCUGGAGGUUAAGAGAGUUCCAAGCAGCUGAAGAGUCUGCACGGCCGCCAUCAUGGGCUUUUUGCAGGAUUUACAACUAAAGGGUUCGGAUCCAAGGGUGGCUACCUGUCGCGGUAAGCUGCAAAGCAAACGAUGCAAGCUAAACCAGGAAAUCAACAAGGAGCUACGGCUCCGGGCAGGUGCCGAAAACCUUUUCAAGGCCACCACAAACAAGAAGCUCAAGGACACGGUAGCGCUAGAGCUGAGCUUCGUCAACUCUAACCUGCAGCUGUUGAAGGAGCAACUGUCCGAGCUGAACUCCUCCGUUGAGAUCUACCAGAGUGAAGGUCUUGACUACGUUAUACCGAUGAUACCUCUGGGGCUGAAGGAAACGAAGGAGGUCAACUUUAUGGAACCAUUCUCGGACUUUAUUCUGGAGCACUACAGCGAACCGUCACACAUCUACGAAGAUGCAAUUGCGGACAUUACCGAUACAAGACAGGCCGCAAAAACACCGACCCGAGAUGCGCAAGGUGUAUCGCUACUGUUUCGCUACUACAACCUGCUCUACUACGUCGAACGACGCUUCUUCCCACCGGAUCGUAGCUUGGGCGUGUACUUCGAAUGGUACGAUUCACUGACAGGCGUACCCUCGUGCCAGCGUACGGUUGCGUUCGAGAAGGCGUGCAUACUGUUCAAUCUGGCCGCGAUCUACACCCAGAUCGGUGCACGGCAGGACCGUUCGUCGGAGAAGGGUUUGGAUGCGGCGGUAGAUAACUUUCUGCGUGCGGCUGGCGUUUUCCGACACAUCUUCGACACGUUCACGAACGCACCGUCGAUGGAUUUGAAACCACAGGUGUUGGAAGUCCUAGUCGCGCUAAUGCUCGCCCAAGCUCGUGAGUGUCUGUUUGAGAAGUUACUCCUGCAGGUGGAAAAUCUGCCAGCCGGUAGGGAAUGUGUGCAGAAUCAUCGUGAUCUGUCCGGUGAGGCAACGCAGCUAGCUCUGGAAUAUAGGGAAAUACAUCAGAUAAUACACAGCAACGAUGCCCAUACGUAUCUGCCCGAAUGUUGGGCAGGUCUGGUACCGCUCAAGUCCGAAUACUACAAAGCACUGGCACACUAUCACGCGGCGAAGACGAAAACUGGCACUAGCAACGGAAAUGAGGACAGUGCACUUAUCAGUAGUACCGGUAGCAGCAAUCGCUGCAAGCAACGGUAUGGUCGAGGACUCGAACCGAAGGAUACGUUCAUCUUUGACGAAACGUCGUUCGAGUCCGAUCUGGACCCGACCGCCCUCCGGAGGGCACACCUGCGCGAGUCGCUCGCUAGUCACGAGGAGGCACAGCGCCUGCAACGUAUGUGCCGCGAGCUGAAGAACAAAAUAGCCUUAUCGAAGGUGCUAAACUACGCGCACGAGCGUACGAGCGAGGAGCUGGAGGAGAUGGAACUCGACCGUAGCUGUACGGUUAGCUCGAACCUAUCGUCCGCACUGGACGAACCGGAUCUAGAUGUGCUGGACGUGACGCUGAACGCAACGUCCAAGUUUACGAUCUCGCUAACCGGGCCCGACUUUACGAUGCACAAAAUUGAAGAUCCGUUCCGUAAGCUUGGUCCGAUUGCGAUCUUUUCGGCCCGGCGUCACUGGACGGCGCCGCGCAGUGUCCGGCUGCAGAAGGGUGGACCAUCGUUUAUGCUGGGCGGUGGUACGUUAGAUCGCCGACAACCGUACCGGGAUGGGGUGAGCGUUGGUAAUAGUAGCAGCAGCCGUAGCAGCAGCAACGCGUUACAGCGCAACCAGUCCGGCCGGUGCUGUGGCGAGUGCGCUAACAAGACGAACUAUUACAACGACAGCCGGGCGUGUGAGGUUUGCCUGAAGGAUGUCUGCAACGUGUCCGAACGUGAGUUCCGGGAGUUGAAGCUGCAGGACGGUGAGCAACAGACGUAUCGUACGGAAGGUGAAGAUAGUAGGGAUAUUAGCAGCUUCGGCUUUAACGUACGGGGUGAUGCGCCGGUUAUGAUAUCGACGGUGGAAAUCAAUUCCCUGGCAGAUCUUGGUGGCAUUAAGGAAGGUGACUUUAUCGUGGAGCUGUGCGGUGUCGACGUGAAAUGGUACACAUUGCAGCAGGUACUGAAACUCAUUCGCAACUGUGAAAGCAGUCUCGAACUGAAGGUCAUCACACCGAUGGAUCGAAACUAUCUAAAGCCAAUGGCGAUGAGUCACAGCAGCAAGGGUUCCAUCUCGACGCUGUCCGGCAGUUCGUCCGGUAUCUCGUCCGGUGCACCGUCCCCAACCGGUACCACGACGAAAUCGACCAAGACACGGACGAAGCUCGGCAAAACGCGCCUGAGCAGCUUCACCUCCGGCAACUGGAACCCGUUCCGGCGUACCCAAAGCCUGGGCAAGAUAUUCUAAAAUUGCCGUGGUUUUGUUGGUUUUUUUUAACUAAGCGUUUUUUUCUACAAGUUUUACAGUCGCAUUCCUGCACGAAUGUUUUACAUGCCAUUUUCAGAUAACAGUGUAUAGUAUGUGAGAGGAAGGAGAAGGAUAAGAGAAUAGGGAUACAUGUAUUUACGGUUAUAUGCUACAAAGUGAAUAGUGCUUAAUUUUUAGUGGUGCAAAACAGUAGUAAGUAAGUGAUUACUCUAUCGUCCAUCGUUAAUUGCUGGAAUGUAGCAUAAUUGCAAGGAAAAUAAAAACAAUAGCGAAAAACUGUGCUGUUAGAUUUACGUUCAGACAAUACAAUUUUACACAUAAUAAACGUAUAUAGUGAAAUGAAAACUAA